AAAGAUGCAGGUCCAGGCACAGAUCUGCGGAAGUAUCUGAAGACGCAGACUGCCGAUGCUUUAAGGAUUCUGGAGAAGCUCGUGGAAGCAGCCGAAGGCGGUCGGCCCAAAGCCAGUGCAGUGACUUUUUUAAGUUCCUCGCUGAAGAUUUCUCCCUUUGACAUCGUCGCUGCUUUUAGUUUUAGUAGGAAGAUCAAUUUUUAGUUUUAGUAGGAUAGAGAUCAGUCAUGAUAUAAAAAGUGUCCUCGGUAGUUGUGGGAGCUCGGAGCCAGUAGAGUCCUUCGGAGGCAGUGCUAGAUCAACUAGCUACUUGAGCAUAGUAUUUGUAAGUCCAUCCAUCCUUCCUUGCCCCGACCAGCUAGCAUUCUUCAGUUGUGAGCAGUGAGCUCCUGCUCUAAUAUAAGACGCCACUGUGAUCACCGAUCCAGAUGAGGAGUGCAGAAGUAGCAUCACGGGGCUCAAGGCAGAUGCAAAACUGGGGGAACAAUUUUCAGCAGACUCUUCCUCGUCCUCUCGUUCCACUGGCGACACACGAAAAAUAGCAUUGAUGUCGCCAGACGUAAUAACGCAAAAAAAUGCCGGCACGAAUGUGAUCGUACUCGGGAAGGAUUCGUCGGGGAAGGACAACAACAUCUCAACAAAGCAGUUCCUGAUGCAGCUCGGUCCCCUGGCGAUGUUUGGAUCUAAAGGGAGCGAAAGGAGGGCUUCAUACGUGGAGGCAGACACCUUGAAAACGCACCUGGAGUUAAGGCUCAAGCAGAGACCUUAAAAGCGCACUUAAGUAGUUAGUAGUAGAUUUAAGCAUAGUUUAUAAGUACUUGCCUGAUUUUUCCUUUUUUUCGAUUACUUAUAAUAGAGUAGUUUAUAGAACGGAUGUAGGAUGGACUUGGAUGGAUCGGAUGGACCCCCCUGAUUCUUCCGAUCCUACUUGAAAUGGUGGAAAGUCCAUCCGAUCCAUCCGAUCCAUCCCAUCCCGGAUCUGGCACCCCUAUCAACUGCUCUAUUAUAAUAUAUAUAAUUUUGUCUUAUUUAUAUCUAGUUAGGUCUGCUCCACCGACACUUUCUUAGAGUUAAGGCUCCUGAAUAUAAUGAAGAAAGUUGCCAGAAACUACACUCUUCUUGAGCCAGAAGCGCCCUAUCUUCGCCAGAAGCGCAGCGCAGUCUUGCAUGAAGAGGAGUAGAGCUCAAAAAAUCUUCAUAAUUCUAAUUCCUUUCGAGUUCGACGGGGCAUUUCGAUUUCCCACCUGCUGAUGUAGUUGAGUUCCCUCUUAUACUUAGAAGGAUUGGACUUGGACUUGGCUGGCACGGGUUGUAAAAUAUUAAUAUUAUAGGCAACAAGAGAUCCAGAGUUGGAGCUCCUCUAAUGCAAGCUUUUCAAAAGGGCCUGGAGACGGCAGAAAUUGCUGGGAAACUGAG
Molecule: messenger RNA, 1416 nt
Organism: Amoebophrya sp. A25
Lineage: Eukaryota; Dinophyceae; Syndiniales; Amoebophryaceae
Source: the annotation of a GenBank genome assembly